AAAAACACUUGAGAAUGAUGAAUGCUAAUGUUUUCAUUGCAGCCAAAUAUGGUAAUAUCGAUGCUAUUAAGAAAAUGCACGGGCAAAACCCUGGACAACUGAAGGAAGUUACUUAUGAAAACAACACUGUCCUGCACAUCGCUGCGAGGGAAGGACAUUUGGAGGUUGUUAAAUGGAUUCUUCAAAAUGUUAGAGACUGUUGUAUGUCUGGAGCUCGCAAUUCUGAUCUCAAUACGCCGCUGCACGAAGGUUCUAAGAGGGGAAAUGCUGAGAUAAUUACUACUCUUCUUCGCUACAACAAGUGUGCAGCCACUAAACGCAAUCAGUUAGGAGAGUCAGCUCUGUUAAUAGCUUCAGAGCAUGGUCACGUGGAAGCAGUUAGGGUUUUGGUGGAAAAGACCCCGUUACAUAUCAUCCUCUGGCCAAGGGAGGACCACCAAACUUGCCUUCAUGUCGCUUCUUAUGGAGGGCAUUUAGAGAUAGUAAAGUUGAUAAUUCUGAGGCCUAGUUUCUGCAACAUUUUGCAGCUCAUUAUGCUUAUGCGUGAUAUCCAUGGUGCCACACCAUUGCAUUCUGCUGUUCAUGGGGGGAAUGCAAAUAUUGUGAGUGAAAUUGCAAACACAAAAUUAAGUUGGAGAUUUUGUAUGAAUUGGUUUGACAAGAGGUUAAUGACAAAGAAGGAUAAGUUUGGAAGGUGUGCAGUACAUUUAGCAGCAAUCAAGGGUGAUGAGGAGAUAAUGAAUGAAUUCCUUUCAAGAAUGCCUUAUUGUACCGAAAUUCGUAGUACAGAUCUUAAAACUGCUCUACACUUUGCUGUAGAACAUAAUCAAUUUGAGAUGGUGAAGAAGCUGCUCCCUCAAAACAAGAUAGAAGAAAUGUCAGAAAUAGUGAGAUAUGACCGAGACAUUUCUGGAAAUACAGUGCUACACUUGGCCAUCUCCAAUGGAGGGGAUCCAGAGCUUGUAGAAUAUCUUUUACCAUUUGUAAAUGUGAACACCAUCAAUAAUGAAGGACUUAGAGCAAUUGACAAAGCUGAUCCUGCAGCUUUUGACAAUGAAUUCAAGUUCACCAGGAUCGCAGGGAUUGUCGAAGAGGUCGGAGGAUCUCGAAGUUUUAUAGGAAAUUUCAGACCACCUAAUUCAAUGGAUUUCAAACAAGGAAGUAAUGGAGAUGAAAAAAUCAUGGAUGUGGACACACUGGUGGCAUCACUCAUUGCCACAAUCACAUUUGCAGCCAUUUUUACUGUACCAGGAGGAACUGACAAUAAUGACAGUGGAACUGGCGGUAAGAGCGGACGAGUUGUCGCUACACAUAAACCUAGUGGAGAUAUCUCUAUAAAUAGUGGAAUUGCUCGAAUGACAUUGGACACUAUUUUUCAAGUGUUCUUGUUCUCUGAUAGCCUUGCCAUGUUUGCGUCCCUCACAGUUGUUAUUGCCUGGUUAUUUCGAGAACGGUUACAAACAAAGCUGAUUGCAGAUCGUUCAUUAUUAGCCAAUUUAUCAGCUUUGAGCUUGGGGACUUCCGUAGUCUCCACUGGACUUGCAUUCUUGAGUGCAACCAUCCUACUCACAAUACCCUCUAAAUCUCAACAAAAGGAGAAUUCUCAUAAAUAUGACUUGUUGUUAUGGGGUGAAAUAUUCACAGCGUUUUCUACACCACUACUUUCGGUCAUUUUCCUGUCAACUUUGUGGGCUAUUGAGUAUCACUUCAAAGCUACAGUGGAAAUCCGAGCCCGACUUAGGAAGCAACUUAAAGAAGCCCUCAUCUAUAUGAUUCCACCUUUUGCUAUUGUAUUGGGAAUUAUUAUUGGUUAUGGAUUUACUAAAUUUUGAUAGAACUGUGGACAAUAUAUUUUCUGUAACUCUUCAUUU
This is a messenger RNA of Cryptomeria japonica (Japanese cedar), 1871 nucleotides long. RefSeq names its product ankyrin repeat-containing protein At5g02620. Gene Ontology annotation, molecular function: protein phosphatase 1 binding; protein phosphatase regulator activity. The record is from RefSeq and is a predicted model, not a curated record. Gene Ontology annotation, cellular component: plasma membrane. The transcript has 3 exons. NCBI's taxonomy places the organism in Eukaryota, Viridiplantae, Streptophyta, Pinopsida, Cupressales, Cupressaceae. Bases 15 to 1832 code for a protein of 605 amino acids.